Messenger RNA from Caenorhabditis auriculariae, 17743 nucleotides. NCBI's taxonomy places the organism in Eukaryota, Metazoa, Nematoda, Chromadorea, Rhabditida, Rhabditidae. The record is from the annotation of a GenBank genome assembly.
AUGGCACUCGAACGCCGGGCCGCCAUCAAUCUCCGUCCCACUUCUGACGACGGCUUCGCUCGAUUGCUCCGCGCUUGGUAAUCUUUUCGGAAACUUUCCACAUUUUCAUUUUCUUAACAGAUAGCUGAGAUAUUGCUCCAAAAAGUACCUUAGUAGGAGAUCCAGGUUUUGAUUCCUUUUCGGCUUAUUUUGUAUUGUUUGUUAAUUUUUUAUUAUGUAAAAAAGACAAUUUGUCUUAUUCAUAAGUUUCUAACUGAAUAAUGAUGCAUAGAUAAGAAAAUGUAAAUCAAAUUUAUUUUCUUUUUUUUUUUUUCAAGUCCAACAUAGCAUCGAUGAUACCAUCACUAGGUAGAUCAUAUUUUUUUAAAGUUACUACGCAGAUUUGUCAAAAAAAUUUUCAGGACAAUAAAAAUCAAAAAAAUGAAAUAGAAAGCUGUGCCGGAAAGGGGAUAAGUACGUGAAAAUGGGUAAGAAGAAGGAAAUGGCAGCGACGACAAGACUUCUGGGUAUGUUCUUACAUUUUUUCUUAUUAUUUCUUUUUUACUUUUUUUUAAAAUUGAAAUAUGAACUUGGAAAAAACAAAUAAGUAAAAAAAAUAAUUCUAUCGUGAAAAAUCUAUUUUGAAAAACGCUUUUAUGAGUUUACAAAAAAUAAAAUUCGGGGUUGAGGCCAAAUAUGAUCGCGCAGAAAUUGUUUAAUGGAUACCGUUUCUGAUUUUAGAGUCAUGCAGUGCAUUCUCAAUUCUAGUGUGGGCAGCAGAGAUGGCGCAGUGUGGGCCUGAGCUCGUGUGAUGAGUAAUCUAUAAAAAGAUUACCGAGUAAAUCGAUAAAGAUUCUAGAAAAAAAUCAAAGGAAAAAUAUUGAGGGAUUUUCUGUCAUCAAGAUUAUUUAUUAAACUUUGAAUGAGCAACUCUCAAACUUCGUUUUUUUUUUUUUUCUAAACCAAUUCCAUUAUUUAAUAUAUUUUCUUAAAGGAUUAAAAAUUCGAUUUUUUUCCACUAAUGAAGUUAAAUAGGCGCCGCUAUUUCUAGACCAGGGGCGUGGCUUGCCUCACCGUAAUUUUGUGCAGUGGCGCGCACAUGCUUACUUUUCCUCAGUCAUUUUUCUUUAUAUUUCUUCAUUUUUCAUUUUCUUAUUCAUAUUUCUUUUUAAGUAUUCCCAUUUGAUUUCAAUAUAACUCCUUCUAUUAUCUAAUUAAAUUUUUUUAAUUUUUUUGAAUACAUGGUUCUUCUGUCUUUAGUAUCGUAGACGAAUUUCUUGAGGCCGAAAAAUCGUUUUUUUAGUUUAAAUGAGUGUACGCCAUUGCGAAUAAUUUCAUUUUCGGGGUUCUUCUACUUUCCCAUAAAGAUUUUUUCGAGCCAUAAAAAGUGAGCUCUUUAUUUCGAUGAAAAAUCUCCUAUUUUGAUAAGUUCAGGCCCUUUUUUCUAGUUUCUUUUGAACACUUUGCGAAUGUGUCCAAAGUCCACAGGAAGAGGACUCCAACUAUUUGAUGAAAUCUACAUCGUCGACGACUACUUCUUUGGUCGAAUUAAAAAGUUUUAUAGUUUAUUUGCUUUUUUAUUAUCUCCGCGAAGCAUACACCGCUGUGGGAAGUGUAGCUACCGCAUGUAAAGAUUUAAAAAGCCUAAAUUCAUUUUCAGAAGGAAAGCAGAUAUGAUGAUUUUGCAGUUAACACGAUCUAUUUUGAGAUUUGUGUCACGACGGCUUCAUUUUUCCUGGAUUUGAACGAAUAACUUCGGUCCUCUGGUCAUGCGCGUCAUUUACCUUCAUCUCCAUGCAAAAAUCUUGACGCUGUUAAGCGAUUCUAUCUGAAUUAAAGAAAAUUCCCUAUUAAAUAUUAUGUUCAAGAUACACAAAAGAUAACUGGCUAUUCGGGUGUGAUAUAAAACCUAGUUCGGGAGCGGUACAUCGACAAUCACGCAAAUAUUUAAAUAUCGUCUCCGCGCGGAUCUCGCAUUUAUCUCGCUUUUUUAACGAACUAGUAAAUAUUUGAAUAUUUUCAAAUCGCGAUGUUGCGCCAAGAUAAAUGCGAGGCCGCUUCUAAAAAAAUGCGAGACCCGCGCGAAGACAUAGCGACAUGUUUACGAAUUCGUCAAUGUACCGCCAGCGAGCUCGGCAGUUCUUCUCAGUGUACCUCCAAAUGUUUAAUAGAGCACAGUCAAAUUGAAUAAAAGUAAUUGGUGCAGUUUUCAGUGUUUUUUAGGCCUUGCGAGAUUUAUGCCUCUUCAAAGUUUUCGAGUUCUACUUGACAAUCCUUUACUGCGUUAUAAUUCGAGAAAUUUCGCAUAUACCCUAAACUUUUGACGCGUCUUGUUUUUCGGUUUUAUUGGGUCGCGUUGCCAUAUAGAUUCGAGUUCGUCCGAGAUUUUUUUCGCACGGUAAGUUCUUUCCGUACACUCAAAAAGUCUUACGCUGGUAGAAUAUUCUUAACUCAUUUCUAAAGUAUGGAAUUGCGCAACUUAUUUGGAUUCCUAUGCUUAUUACGCGCAGUGUAUAAUAAUUUGAAGAAUCCAAAAAAAGUGAUUAAAAUAGCUGAAUUUUUUUGAAUUUGUUCGUCAAUUUUUCUCCACCAACAAUUAGAAAACUAAUAAUUGUGAAGCAAUGAAUAAAUGCUGCUCCACAUUUUUUUGCAGAAUGAUUUCAAAGAAAGUACUUGAGAAGAACCAUAUCUUCGAAAAAUUAAGAAAUAGAAGGAGUUAUAUUGAAAUCAAAGGGGAAUACUUAAAAAGAAAUAUGAAAAAAAGAAAAAUGAAAAAUGAGUAUAAAGGAAAUGACUGAGGAAAAAGUAGGUAUGUGCGCGCCACCGCACAAGGUUACGGUGAGGCAAGCCACGCCCCUGGUCUAGAAAUAGCGGCGCCUAAGUUAAAUGAAUCUUUUUGCGCUAUUUUCAACAAGUAAGUAACGUAAGAAAAAUCGUUAAGUCUGGUUCAAAUCAAAUUCUUAUUUUAAAAAAAUCGAAUUAAGAAAAAAAUUAAACAGAAACAAAUCGAAUAUCCAUUGAGAAACGUAAUAAUUUUGUUAUCAUUUUAGUUAAAAAAAUGAAAAAAAAAUGAUGAUAAAUAUAGAAUCAAUCUGGCUUAUCGGAAAAGACAACAAAAUGACACUGUGAAAAAACAGAAAAAAUGCAGAAGAUUUUUGGCAAAUUGCGUUUACCUAAUCGCUUUUCGUAGACCUCGGAGCAGCUUCGGCUAGGUUUUCCCUUUCUUAUCUUUUUGCAAACCUUUUUCGCGAGUUUUCCCGCUUUUGUAACCUUUUCUGCAAUAUUUCUCGUCAAACUCGUCGUAGAGAAGACUGAAAGAUUCCAAGGCGCGAUAAAAUAUUGAUCCUUGAUUCAUUUAAUUAUCUAUUAAGACGUUUAAUGAGUAGAAGAAGAAAUGACUUGCGAGAUGCCUAAGACUUUUUUUAACGCAGUUGCGAGCUCUUGAGAAUCAGGAGCAGAGAAACUCACUUCUUCUUCAUUUUGCGACUGCUUUGGGGAUUCUCGUCAGGCAAAUACACACACACACACACUUUUGGGCCGCGGCGCAUCUCAUUAGGCCUUGAGGGAAGGGCGCUAAACGAGUGGAGAAAAAUAAUUUUGCGCCGCCUCCACACGUCGCUUUUGCCUCUAUCGCUAGCAUAAAAAUUCUUCAUUACCCUGAAACUAUGUUCGAUUACGAAGACUUUUUUCAAGUUUUAUGGUAUUUUUCAAAAGAGUUGUGGAACUUUGCCGUUAUGAGCGAUUCUUUCUGAACUUUUCUUUCCAAAAAUCGCUUUCUCUUUUUGAAAGAAGAGUUAAAUCUUAGGAGAUUUAUUGGAGGGGUGUUGCGCCUCGCUUCUGCACAUCCAGCACCCAAGUAUCGCCUUUCACCUCUUGGAAACUUCCAUUCGAAUUUUCUCUUGAUGCGAGUUUUCAAUUCUGCAGAACGUCAUAAAAGAACGACAGUCAGUUAUCGCGACGCAUUAUUGCUCGGAUGAACUCCGUCCCUCGGGGACUUGGUCUCACUCAUCUCUGUACUUUCCUUCUCCACUUGCUCAUUUAAUGUGUCGCAACAAUUUUCCAACAAAACUCUGCUCUCUAGCAGCUCAGUUCAGUUUUUUAGCAAAAGGUUGAGAAGUGUCCGAAGAGUGGUACUUUUCUUGUUUUUUUUUUCGACGAAAUUCGAUGUUCUUUAACUUUGUCUGUGAACUCUCCGAUCCUCGAUGACAUGCCACUUUGCGUGGACUACAACUGCGCAGAAUCAUUUAUUCUCGGAAUAGACUUUGUCUUUUUUGUUUGCUUAUUGAAUACUCGGCAGAAUCUUCUUCGUUGGCUUCCUUUUCGACUUGACCGCUUUUUCGGCGCCAUCCAUCAGUCGGCCGCCGUUCCGCUCCUACUCUUCCUGCAAUACUUUGGUCCGUCGUUUUCUCGCCUCAACGCUAAUUCUUCUCUAUCUGCGGCUUAAUCACCCUCGAGCUUUUUUUUUGUCCACUUCUCGGGCCUAUGCGUGCGAAAGAACACUCUAAAAAGAGAAGUUUAGCUCCAGUUUUGAUCGAACAUCAAAAAUUUUUUUUGAAGGUUUUCUCUUUUUUUUUCUCUACUGAUUGUUUAAAUCUUUCUUAUCUUGGAUAGAAUAUGUUCUUAGAUACAGGUUAAAAGCGCAAAUAAUCCAGAAUGAAAUUUCAUAUCUAGCAAAAAAUCAAAAUAUAAUUUUUGAUAAGUUGCAAGAACAUAAAAUUCAGAGAUCUUGCUGAAAUUUCUGAAGCCGGUUUAAGAAAUAAUAAACUUUUGAUUAUAUAGAAGAUUUUAUUUCCGGUUUUAUGUUCUAAUAUUUCUUUUCUACUUAUUCACGUCUUCAAUUUUGCAGAAGUUUUUGACUAUUCCAUGUUUGCAAAAACAAAAAAUUUUUGAGGAAGUUCAUCGAAAGGCGUUCCUCAGAACCUGAAUCAGUUUGCAGGUCUCUCGGCGUGCAAAGCGGCUCUUCCGGCGACGAUGCUGGCGCGACGGCGGUCGUCGGUGGCCGCAGUCGCGGGCGUCUCUGUCGCCGCGAGUGCCGUCGAGCCUCCGCGAAACGAACGUCGUCGUCGCGGCGAGUCCAUCAGCGCCCUCACCGAGAUGAUCAACAUCGAACCCACCAGCAUCAUCAACAAAUCUUCCGGUUGCGUUCUUUUAUUGCGAAAAAAAAAAAAUCAAAACUUCUUUAUAAGUUAAUUAAAAUGUUCUUGAACUUCACAUGAGCUCAUAGCACGUGAAAACUCCUUUUCGAAAGGUUUUAUCAUCAGAUUUGCCGCAUCAACUGUCAAAAUUGGAAGAGAAAGAUAUUAUGAAGUACGUGAAUUUAAGCUAGAAAUCUCUACACGACCGGAAAUUCGGCUCACCAAUUUUGAGACUCAUGGCUAGCAGAAUAAGUCAGAUUUCUGUUUAGUAUAGUUCCCACUGACGAAUUUAAACUCUUGUUUGAAAUUCAGUUGGAGGUUACUGAGCUUCAAGUUUUACUUUCAGCCCUCAAUAUUGUCUUUCGAACUCAUUAAUUCAAGCAUAAUAUCAUACUGGAAACUCUUUAUGACGAUAGAGGAUCAUUCUGAACCUCAAACUAGAAUAUUUUUAGAAGAUUUUUCCUUCUUAAAUUGUCAUCUUUUUUCGAAGAGUACUUUAUUGUUUUUGGAUAGUUGUCGACACCGAGUUGAAUUAAUUUUGCCGAAUGUCUUCAUGCGUUUCGAAACAAAAAUAGGAAGGAAUAAUUUUUCAAUGAAGUUGCCAAAUGUUAUCAUGUCCAUUUUCCGUGUAAUGUGAUAUUGAAGUAAUGUUUUAUCGGGUUAAGAAUUGCUGAAGAGCGGCAGAAUGAGAGACGUCGUGCGGAUCGCGUGUCUCCUCUCGAUGAUUUCUGUGUGUGUUCACACGCCGGAGACGAUAGCCAUUUGGCCGCCGUCCAACUACGUGAUCCUCGUGAACGACCUCCUGGUCACGCUCAUCUUCUUCGUCGAGGCACUCGUCACUAUCCACAGCAACGGCCUCUGGGAUGUCCGUUCUUCUUUUCAUAUAGAUAGUUUACUGAAAGAAACCUGAGAAUGUUGUAAAAUCAACAUGGACUGCCUUAAAUUUUCAACUUGGACUUCCCAGCUCACAAAGAAGCGCUCUUUGGAUAAAGCAAAAUGUUGAAUUUUUUUUUAUCUUUGGUUUUUUUAAAGUCCAAAUUGGUAUGAAAGUUUUUGAAAAUGGAAGUGAACAUAAAAAAAAAAUAAUAAGAAAAAAGAUUUUUUUUUUCCUUGCCGUUUUGAGUUAGGGCUCUAGGUAAACUUCAGCCUUCCGUUCAAAAACUCGAGAAAUUCUCUUUUUAUUGUGAAUCAACUUCAACGAGAAUUGAUCUUAAUUUAUUUUUACUUUAACGAAUUUUUUUCUCGCGUUUCAUUAUUUAAAAAAAUCUUUUUUUAUCUUCUUUAAACGCUUUUUCUCACACGUGAAAAAAUGGCGCCAUAAAAAAAUUACAAAAGCUAAACACUAAAAAGUUAAACAAUCUUCAUUUUUUUUAAUUUCAAGGGAAUCGCCGAACUUCUUAAGAGUUCAGAGUGCAAUAACUACUCGGCUUCAACAUAUUGAGAACGCCAACUGAAAGCAAUUCUUCAGGGCUCUUCGUCAUACUUGCGCGACCGCUGGACGCAGUUCGAGUGCUUCAUGUUGCUGAUGCACGUCGUUUCCUGCAAAGUGCACAUCUACGAAAUGUGCACUAUCUACUUCUCUUCUCUAAAUCUGAAGGUCUGAUCAAAUGUAAUAUCUCCUCUUGAACCUCCCAUUCAAUCUACAGUACACUCCUUGGCUGAGUGCCCUACGUUCUCCUCGUCCUUUUGUCAUGCUCAGGUUCAUCCGCUCUUUGAUACGAUUCGAACUUCCGAAAAACCGAAUCAAACAGAUAAUCAAGUGAGGGAGAUUCCAUUACUCCGGAACGCGGUUUUUUUUUCUGAUUUCAGAAGAUCAUCUCGACAAAUUCAAAAUGUCGCAAUUUUCUUCAUGUUCUUCGUUUUUUCAUACGCGAUAAUGGGUGUUCAGUUGUUCGGUAACUUUAACCUUUUUUUUGUCUACCUGGUAAAAUUGAGGGCUCCAGUAGAUCAUUUUCAACUUUCAUAAAAAAAAACCAAAAACAAUGAAGAUUUCACUUAUGAAAUUAAAAAUGAUAAAGGGCAAAUGGAACUAUAUUUCGAUUCUUAAUAGAUAAAUCUAUAGAAUAAGCUUCCCAUAUGGAAUUUCUUUCAGUUUCAUGGCACUGGUGAAUCGAGAGGUAGAUACAAGUAUGUACCGGAUAGCAACUCAAGUGAAUCGACGAAUCGUAAUCGGUGGUCAUUUGUAUGCGACCGGGUACUAUCUCUAUGGUACCUGGAUAGUACCUGGUCGGUAUCUGGAUGCUACCGGGUAUGUACCUGAAAUUCGCGAUUGCCACUGGCUGGCACAUCGGUCGUUUAUAUAGCAUCAGUGUUUUUUUACACCUUCCCAAGCCUUCCAGGGUCCUAUUGGAUAAAGCUGAAACAAAAAAUAACGAUCCGGGAAGCGAUUCCAGACUUUCCGGUAGCAAUCGCAAGUGUCAGGUAGCUACCCGGUAGCUACUUGCAUCGACCUCCGACCCAGGUACCAUAGAGGUAGUACCCGGUCGCAUACAAAUGACCACCGAUUACCAUACGCCGAUUGACUUUUUCAAAAGUUGCUACCCGGUAGCUAUUUGUAUCGACUUCUCGAUUCAUCUUUGUAGAGAGUAAUUUCGAACAGUUGCACAUAAUUUUUGAAAUAUUGAACUUUUUCAGUCUUGAAAAAAACUUAUUAUUGAGAAAAAAUGCGGUUAAGUUAAGGUUUUUGUAACUUUUGUCGGGGGAGCGCAAUAAAUACCAGACUAUUCCGCUAACGGGUAGCGAUUUUUUGCAGCUCGUUUUUCUGAGCUGAUUUUUCAUCGGGAAUUUUUUCGAUGGCUUUUUCUUCUUUGUUUUUUACGUCUUGUAAUCAAAUAAUUUGGCGCAGGAAGGCUGAACUAUCACUGUGUUGUGAACGGUACUGAUCCGAAAAACGUGACUAUAGCCGAUCUGGCGAUUCCAGACACGAUGUGCUCGGAGAAAGGCGGCGGUGAGUCAAGAGAAAGAAAGGAAAAAGAGAGAGAAAUGCAGGAGGCUACGAAUGUCCUGACAAUAUGGUGUGUAUGCGACUGCAGCUCAGCGCCCAGGACGAAGGCCUCUACGGACAGUUCAGCGACUUCGGUCAGUCUCCCAGAAGACCUGCCUCACGUAUUUUGCAGCCUCUUCUCUUUUCACUGUCUACAUGGCGGCCUCGCAAGAAGGCUGGGUAUACGUCCUUUACGACUGUCUCGAUUCCCUGCCCAGCGUCGUCGCGUUUCUCUACUUUGUCACCCUCAUUUUCUUCCUUGCCUGGCUCGUCAAGGUGCUUCUAAAAGGAGAUUUGCGACGAUUUCUGAUUGCAGAAUGUGUUCAUCGCUGUUAUCACAGAGACUUUCGCUGAGAUUCGAGUUCAAUUCAGCGAGAUGUGGCAGAACCGCGAGUCGACCGCCGAACAGACCUAUUCUCAGGUUUUCUUUCUCAAAGUUCAAUUCAGAUAGGGAGUAAAGUUUGAUGAGAUGAAACGCGAUCAUUCGAUUUAAUUAAAAGAAAAAAAUGUAUCAUAUUAUUGUACUUUUAAGCCCGCUUUUUCAAACCAGUUUUUGCAGAGACUGGAGAAAGGAGAGAACGGCUGGCGUUUGGUGGAAGUGGACAAGUACGCGAGGAACAACGGCUCGUCUUCCUGGCUGAACACCGUCGUCACGUCGACCCUCUUCCAGACCGCCAUGCAGCUGUUCAUUCUGCUCAACGCCUUCUUCCACGCCACGUUUGUCUUCAAACACGACGCCUCGGACCAGCCACGCAAGGUCCUCUACUACUACGUCGAAGUCGCCUUCACCGUGCUCUUCAACGUCGAAGCUUUGGCCAAGAUCUGGGCGUUUGGAUGGCGCGGCUACAUUCGACGUGGUCAGCACAAGUUUGAUUUCAUCCUCUGUCUAGGUCAGUUUUGCUCCUUCGCACCUCAAAUCUUCAGUUUUUGAAGGCUCAUCCUUGAAUGCCGUGUGGGUCCUUUAUGAAACCAACGUCUUCACCUACUUCCAAGUUUUCCGCAUCGCGAGGCUCAUCAAGGCUUCUCCAAUGCUCGAAGACUUCGUGUACAAGGUCAUCCCAGUUUCAUCAUCAUCAUCCCUGAAGGUUUCAGAUUUUUGGGCCGGGUAAGAAACUCGGCGGACUUGUGAUUUUCACCGGAAUCUUACUGAUAGUCACUUCUGCCAUAUCGCUACAGCUCUUCUGCUACGUGCCCAAUCUAAAGAAGUUCACUACAUUCCCGAUGGUAUUCUGCACUUUUGUAAAAGUAUAUAUAGUGCUUCAAACGCUGAAGGCAUUCAUGACCAUGUUCCAAAUAAUCACACAAGAAGGUUGGACAGACGUCGUAGUCGAAAUCCUCCGUGCGACUCACGAGUCCGCAGUUCCUUUCGUCGCCAUUUAUUUCGUCGGAUAUCAUCUUCUCGUCACUCUGGUUUUUUCACUGUCUUUCUAAUCAAUGAUAGUUUUUCAGAUUGUGUUGAGUUUGUUCGUUGCUGUCAUUCUUGAUAACUUAGAAAUGGAUGAAGAACUGAAGAAAGUCAAGCAGGUCAAAGCUCGUGAGCAGGUUUUGUUUUUUGCUUCUUUUCAAGGAUUAACGUAACCACUUGACUGACAGAAUGCGAUCAAGCCAACACUGCCGCUUCGCUUGCGUAUUUUCAAUCGUUUUCCUACAGCGCCGCAGAUGAUAUCCUUGAAAAAAGUGAGCACGACGGGGGUCUUCGAAAUCGACGGAAAAAAUUGAGGUCUCGUCGGACUUUCCUUUGCCCAAGAUCCGAGACUCGUUCACACGGCAGUUCGCAGACGACUGCGACGUUUGUGUCGACCUCGAUCAAGGUACUUCUAUGACUCUGCAACGAGCUUUCUCGUCAUUUCAGAUCAAUGGCGCAGCGUUUUCAACACGCCGUCGGGCAUCGGAAAGGCCAAGACGAGCAUUCGCCACGUCGGCCAGCUCUCCAGCAAGUCCAUUGUGUCUUCCAUGUUGCUGUACGUGCAUUUCGCUGUCUUCUAACUCUUCUAAAAUGAAAAAGGGGCAAAAAAACAAGGAGUCGCUUCUCUUUCUAGCGUUUUGCGUCGCCUUCAUUUGGUUGUCAAAAAUUUGAUAUUCUUCAAAUAAAGUUCUCUUUCAUCUGUUAAUAGUUAUAUUUUUAAACAGCUAUUUUUGUCAACUGACAUUUCUUGAACUCAAAUUUCCGUUCUGUAUUUGUUUGAUAGACCCUUUUUUCCGAGAAAUGUUUCCUUCCAGAAAGAUUUUUUAUUCAACCUUGUUGUUCAGAGAAUCCAACAAGAACAGGGCGCUCUUCUCCGAAUCCAACCAGCACAUCGCCAGCUUCGCCAGAUCCAACACAAUCAAACCCAAAAACGUAGUAAACAUGUAGGCUUCUCUUCAAAAAGUUCCACUUCGCCUAUUUGAAAGUUUAGGAGGACUCGCUCUCGUGGUCUUGCGUCUUUGAAAGGAAAAACUCAGCUCAUUGAGGGUUUCAAGGUUAUUUGAUUCUGAAGUAAACUGACCGAUGGUUGAAGCAGGAAAACGGCGACCUCCGAGCAGACGACUCGGCGCCCAAAAAUGAGAAGAAUGGGGAAAUCGACAUCAAAGCGUUGCAACAGAAGCGCGCUCACGCAGAAAUCACUAGGUAGAAACAGAAAAAAACUGUUUGGGGGAGACUGACCAGGGAAUGGUCUCAGCUCACAGUGGGACUUCUGAAAGAGACCAUUUUUUCUAGAUGUAGUUUUUCACGCUGAUUCCAAAUCCGUUUUCAAAAGCUGCCACCGAGGUCUGUGAAAAAAGUUAUGGACCCUCAAAAGUCGAAAAUUUCAUAGUCUCCGAUCGAGCUCAUUUUUAGAGGGUAUAUAGUCCUUGUUUCCCUUGUCACGAUAAACCAUCAAAUUUUUUCAAAAAUUGUUUGUGAGCCAAGAUAUGAGCUUCCAAAGCCCCGCCGCACACAAGAGAAUGCGCGCGCGGUGUCCUAUUGCGAUCCGACGGCUGUCGAAGCAACGGCAGCGAGGAGCAGUGGAAAGGCGGCGGACUGGGGAGCACGAGGUCAUAGGUUCGGUCCCCACGCUGUGCAAACUUUUUUUGCAAUUUUUUCUUUUUUGGAUAUUUCCGUGUAAGUGCUCCUUUUUUGAGUUUUGAAGCGUAGAAACAUGAAAACACUGCGUUUUGAGCCUAUUCGAACAGCUGGACUUCUUUUUGUCGCAAAUUUUUUUCAUAGAUUUUUUCGUGAUUUUCCAUGUGUAUGAGCAUGGGCUGGAGUGAGAAAAAUUUUUUUGGUUUUUCUUUUUGAAAGCUGGCUAUACGCAAGUUUUCAUAACUGCGCUGGUAGAAAACGCAGAGAUUUUUUUCCGGAAGUUUUGGCUCCGGUUUUUUUACUUACCACUCUACGAGAAGAAAAACUUUCAAUUUUAUUUCAGGGUUGUGGCUGAAAUUUCCGAGGAGGUUUCUUUUGACUCAUAAAUAAAAAAUUCAAAACAAACUCCCCACAAAAAUGUUUCGUUCAAUGUGAUUCCUGAAAAUUCAUAGUCAGACGGCAAAAGGCGACGGUCAUAGGUGAGCCCACUGCAAAGCACGAAGAGUUUAUUGAAGAAAAAAACUUUUUUUCUGUGUUCGACAAGCGUAACUAUGAUGACUUGGGGUUAGACAAUAUUUUGAAGAAGGAAAGAUAAAAAAAACCAAAAAAAUUUUUCUGAAAAUUUUCUCACUCCAGCCCAUGCUCAUACACAUGGAAAAAUCACGAAAAAAAUCUAUGAAAAAAUUUGCGACAAAAAGAAGUCCAGCUGUUUCGAAUAGGCUCAAAACGCAGUGUUUUCAUGUUUCUACGCUUCAAAAACUCAAAAAAAGGAGCACUUACACGGAAAUAUCCAAAAAAAGAAAAAAAUUGCAAAAAAAGUUUGCACAGCGUGGGGACCGAACCUAUGACCUCGUGCUCCCCCAGUCCGCCGCCUUUCCACUGCUCCUCGCUGCCGUUGCUUCGACAGCCGUCAGGUCGCAAUAGGACACGCGCGCAUUCUCUUGUAUUGGCAGGGGCUUUGGAAGCUCGCGGCUCACAAACAAUUUUUAGCUAUCAUAAAAGCAAAGCUCGUCGAAAACAAUUUCGUAACACAACAGAAUCAGCGUGGCUACCCUAUGGUCUCUUUCAAUCCUGUAACUGAACCAGUAACAAACUAUGUUUUUACUUUGCGCCCAUGUUGAGAACGUUAGGAAACCAGAUUAUUUCUUGUUGUAACAGAUAAAAGUUUCAAUCUGCACAGCUUCCUUCUUUUCAAGAAACGAGAGCUCAAAGCCUGAGAAUCGGUUUCUUCAAGAUAUUCCGAUGGUUUUCUUUGAGAAUGCUUCAGAAUUUUGAUGAGUUUCUUCGACUACGAGUCGUCGUUUAUCGAAAAAUAUGAAGUUUUCGGGGCUAUUUUUAGGGAGUUCUCAACCGCAAUUUAGAGAUCAUUCUUAUGAGAAAAAAGGAAAUAAUUAAUAUGGGUUUUCAUCUUGGAAAUCAGUUUUUCGUGGUGGGUAUUUCUUCCCAGUGGGGGAACCAAAUUUUUAGAUUCUUGAUAAAAAAAUAAAAACUUGAACGAAUAAAGUGUUGAGGAACCGGAUAGAAGAAGAGAUGCGCGAGAACCAUCCUAUGUUCGAUCGACCGCUGUUUCUGGUCGGCCGAGAAUCUUCGAUUCGACAGAUCUGCCAGUACCUGGCUCAUGCUCAACAUUCAGCUGAUGCGGCUCAAGCCAGGAAACACGGCCAGCUGAAAUACAAGCAGCUACAGUAGGAUACGACUCCAUUCCCUCAUCGGGAACUUCUUUGCAGCGAUUUCCUCUCGAUCAUGACUUACCUCGACUGGUGGAUGGUGACUGUGACGUCACUCUCCUGCGGCUCGAUGCUUUUCGAGAGUCCCUGGCCAACUACUGGCGAAAACCUCAUUUUCAACAAUUUUUAUCUUCAGGUGGGCGUAAAUGUCAUUCGAAGCCACAGUGUCUUCAGGUGACCGAGUACUUGUUUGUUCUGAUGAUGAGCUUCGAACUUCUCGUCAAGAUCAUUGCUAACGGCUUAUUUUUCACACCGAAAGCCGUAGUCACAGACGUUGGUGACGUCAUGACAAUCUUCAUCUACUUUGUAAGCUGCUUCCAAUUAUACUUGGAGCACUGUGAACUUCCGAGUUUUAGUUUUGAAAAUCAUAGCGCUAGAUCUUCCGAAUAAAAUUUUUUUUUCAACGAACUUUCCCGCAGAAAAAAAAGGUGCUUUUCUCAUAGUUUUGAAAAAUUGAUUUUGCUUUUUUCCUAUAUCAGCUUGUCAAAAUGAUGAAAUGUUCUAAUUAUUACGGUAUUUCGUAUGGAGUAUCUAAUCAAAAGUUCAAAUAACGUUCUAGACGAGUGUGAUCUAUCUCAUUUUGAUGCCGCGACACGUGGAGAUCAACAGCUGGGCGCAGUUGUUGCUCAUCUGCCGGUAGGCUCGGAACGAACGUCAAUUUUCGAAUCAGAACUCAGGGCGAUGAGGCCGCUCCGUGUGUAUACACUCGUCCCGCACAUCCGACGCGUUGUUGUGGAACUUUGUCGUGGUUUCAGAGAAAUCCUUCUUGUAAUUUCGUUUCGCGACGAGGCUCCUGAUCAUUUUUUCAGGUGACGAUCCUCCUGAUAGUUCUGAUGUUCAUAUUCGCGAGUUUCGGAGUACAACUGGUCGGCGGGAAACUUGCCGCUUGCAAUGACCCUUCCAUCUCCACCAGAGUUUCCUCAAUUUUCGUUUUUUCUCUACUUUUGCUUUGUUUCAGAGCAACUGCACUGGAAUUUUCGAGCAAAAGCUUUUUGUGACGCGAAUGGACGUGUACGGAAAGCACUCAGACUACCUGCACCCGACAAUUGUCGUUCCUCGUGUUUGGUGAGGUUGCUGGUCGUUUUGAUCGACGACUGGUCGUUCAGGACCAACCCGAGGAACUUCAACUUUGACCACAUCGGAAACGCCAUGCUCGCCAUGUUCGAGACGCUUUCCUACAAAGGCUGGAACGUCAUCCGCGAUAUUCUCUAUCUUCGCCAUGGACCCGUACGUUUAUAUAUGAAGUAACCAAAAUCGGAAAAUCUUUCAUAGGCUAGCAUCAGACUCAAUAAAAUAGGUGUGAAUUUCACCAAAUCUCGGAAUCUCGCACUCCUCAUUUUCAUUCUUAUAAACAGUUCCGUAACUUUCUGAAUUUAUCUUCAAGCAGGCAAAUGGUAUCCUUCAAGGUAAAAUUUCUGCAUCUCUAAUAACUGAUCUGACUUCCACACACAUAGUAUCUUCAUAUUAAAAAGUAUAAUUAUUUGAAAAAUUUAACGUUUAUACCUCUAGAUAUAAUGAAGAACUUUCGAUUUCACAAUGGAAGAUCAAGUUAAAAUACAUCACAUCACUCCCUCGAGCUUACGUAGAUUUUGUACGCAUUAUCAAAAAAGUUGUCGCACAUUUCGAAAAAAAAAACAAUUUUCUUUUUACACAAAAUUUUCUGCUCGCCGAAUUUUUUUUGUUGAGUUAAUACCAAAAAGUUGUAGUGGGCUGUCGUUUUCAUCCACAUCUACGUUUUCAUGGGCUGCAUGAUAGGACUGACCUUGUUCGUGGGAGUCGUCGUUGCCAACUACACAGAGAAUAGAGUACUGGGCCCUUCGGAAACGGAAGAAUGAUGAAAAAAACAGGGGACAGCCUUGCUGACAGUGGAUCAGCGUCGCUGGCACGAUCUGAAAGCAAGACUGAAAAUGGCCCAGCCGCUUCACGUGCCGCCGAAGCCUCCGGAGAGUGCCAAACUCCGUUGCUACCUCUACGAACUCACGAUGAGCCGUUCUUUCAAGCAGGUACCUGCCAGUCGGCGAUUUUUGCUUCUGAAUGUCCACAGGCUUUCGCGGGCUUGGUAGUCGUCAACUCGCUGACGUUGGUCAUUCCAUGGAACGAAGGCGAAGAAAAGGACCGCAAGUUCGUUCUUCUUUCGCUGACCGUUCUUUCGGCGCUUUGCAGCCUCCUUUUCACGAUUGAGGUAAAAUAAAAUCCCUAUACAUUUUUUUUCAUUCGAGAAUUGUCUUAAUCCUGUGCGAAAGCUGCAAAUUUCAGAAAAUAACGCUGAAAGAACAAGGAUGUUAGGAAAAGUCGAUAAUUAAAUUUUAAAUUUUGCAGUUCUCUUGACAGGCUCUUGUUUCCUUGGUUUAGCUUUGGUAUACUGAGCUUAUUUGACAGCGCAUAUUACUGAUGAGGUUAUACUUUCAAACGGCAAGUUUUUCAGACCAUUCUAAAAAUGAUUGCAUUCACGCUGGCUGGAUUCUGGCAGAGUCGACGUAACCGCUUAGAUUUUUUCAUAACGAUUCUCGGCAUCACAUGGACCGUCUUUCACUUCUUGUUCCAACGUUAGAUAGCAAGGGUAGACUGCUAUGAGUUCUAUUUUGGUUUCAAGUACCUGCUCACUUUGCCGGAGGGAUACGAGAAUGGAAAAGACUGACCUAUACGUUUGGCUAUCUUGUCGCUAUUCUACGUUUCUUCACUAUUGCUGGUUAGUUAUGGGAAAAAACUGUGAUUUUUAUGGUUACAUGAAGGAUAAAAAAGGCUACUCCAUUUAUCUCAAUCCAAAAGCAACAUUGCAGGUAGGAAAUCCACCUUGAAGAUGCUGAUGCUCACAGUAGUGAUGUCGAUGGUUCGCUCUUCCUUCAUCAUCGCCGCAAUGUUCCUUCUCGUCCUUUUCUACGCCAACGCUGGCGUCGUCCUCUUUGGCAUGGUCAAGUACGGUCAAGCCGUCAGCAAGUAUCUGUUUCCUGAAUGUUCUCCCAAGGCUGAGAAUCUUCCAGACACGUCAACUUCCGGAAUGGCCGGGAAGCUCUGGUCGUGCUGUUCCGAAGUGUGACUGGCGAGGAUUGGAACGACAUAAUGCACGACUGCAUGGUACGUUCUGCUCAUUAAGACAGAAAAUUUCAAGUGGAAAGAAAUAUAGGAUUCAAUUAUUAUGAAGCGAGUCCUCGUUACUGUUUUGAAAAGGUUCAUAAUCAAUAUUUGGAGUGAAAUUUUGUUUGAUACCUUCUUUUUAAAAGCUGGUCUUAUGUUUAAAUGGGGGAAAAACUUGCAAUCCUGGUGAAGAUUUGAAUUAGCAGCCAUGUGGACGUUAAGUAUGAACUUUACCAGUUGAGCUUAUGUUGCUUGUUAUUUCAUUCCACUUGAAUCGAUUCAGAGAGCACCUCCAUUCUGCAAUUGGUCGCCUGGAUCAAGUUAUUGGCAGACCGACUGUGGGAACUACUUCGGCGCCAUUGUCUAUUUUUGCUCUUUUUACCUCAUUAUCACAUACAUUGUCUUGAAUCUUCUUGUCGGUCUGUCCGUCGGGCUCAAUUCUUGUUCUGAAAAAUUUCAUUUUCAGCUAUUAUUAUGGAGAACUUUUCCCUGUUUUACUCUAGUGAGGAGGAUGCUCUGCUCUCCUACGCCGACAUUCGCAAUUUUCAACUUGUUUGGAAUAUGGUCGACGUCGAGCAAAAAGUUUGUAUAUGUGGAAACAGAAUGGAAUUAUUUUCUUGAAGCGCUCGAUCCCGGUAAGACGCGUCAAAUUUCUUCUUCGGCUUCUGCGAGGACGUCUGGAGGUGGACGACGAAAAAGACGGUCUUUUGUUCAAGCACAUGUGCUACGAGAUGGAACGGCUUCACAACGGAGACGACGUCUCCUUUCACGACGUCCUCAAGUACGUCUCCUGUCACAUAUUUUUCCAAGAGUUCUGUUUCAAGUAUGCUGUCUUACCGGAGCGUCGACAUCCGCAAGAGCCUGCAACUGGAGGAAUUGCUGCAGCGAGAAGACCUGGAGUACGUGAUUGAAGAGGAAGUCGCGAAACACACGAUCCGCACUUGGCUUGAAAAUUGUCUGCGGUCGAUCAAGGCGCGUCAGAACAAUGCGGUUGCUUCUCCUAUCCCUUGUCAUAAACCUCUGCAAGUUCAGGGAGGCGAGCGUAGAAUAGCCAACGCGGCUUCUCACAUGUCGUUUUCGCACCCUGGAGAGGUGCCGACCAAGUCUAUAACUGUAAUGAAAGUUUUUUUUAUGAAGAAAAAUCAACGAUCUCAGAUAAUCGAUGACGUCGCUCCGCAAGAAGACGACAUGGAGGCUACAGACGGUAGUGGGAAGCGUCGAGUUCGCGGGAACAGCGUCUCGGAUGUGGUCGUCGGCAGCGGCAGCGAGAAGAAACUACCUCGAAGAGCCGAAAAAGGCAGCGAAAAACUGCGCGAAAGACGGGGCACGCUUCGUCAGAUGCAGGCGAGCCUGGCUUCGUGUUUUAGAUUGAACUUUUUCUUCAGAUGGGUACUUACGACGAGUUGGAGGAUGUCCAAGAGGACGUUGACGAGAGCAACGAUCCAAGGAGGCCUUCAUUGGAGUUUCCCGGUUAGUGCAGUUUUUUUUACUCAAUAGGAAUGUAAGAAGUUACUGAGAUUGGAAAGUCAACUUAGUUUUAUUGAUUUUUAUUACAAUGUAUAAUAAAAAUAAUAUAAUGCCAAAAAAAUCGAUUUAAAAAAAGGAUGUUUUUGAAAAAUUAAACUUAUUUGCUAACAUAAAAACCUAAUUGUUACUUUUUUUCCAUUACUCUUUUUUUGGAGUAAAAUUCGACUCUUGAAAAAGGGAGCCCGAUUGAAAUUCGAUGAACUGUCAGAUUUCUGCGACACACGUCGUCAACUUUAUUGAACGACAGUUUUUGCAGCUGGAGGAGGGAAAUUGA